Cuscuta epithymum is the source of this 1639-nucleotide messenger RNA. The record is from the annotation of a GenBank genome assembly. NCBI's taxonomy places the organism in Eukaryota, Viridiplantae, Streptophyta, Magnoliopsida, Solanales, Convolvulaceae.
GGUGAAGACAGGUAGGGGUCGGAGAAGGCCAAUGUAAAAUUUUUAAGAUCUGCCCGCCACUCGCAGCCGUGCAGCAGUAAUGUUGAUUUAUGGACAUAGCGUGUAUUCCCUAUCAUCAAGCAGCCGCCGUAGACUCGGAGCUGCGGCGGCCUCCUCAAUUUCAAGCCUCAAUUUCAAAGUCCCCUGGCGAAAAGACCAAAAGCUAGACGAAGCAAUCGAAAAGGAUAAGAAAUGGAGGCUGGGCGCAAGGGUGGUGAGAGAGGUGAUGAACGAACCCAGUCAGGCAAUUCCUCUCCGAUACUUGCAGAAACGGAGGGAGAGGCUCUCUCUCCGUGUUAACCACACAACUUUCCUUUCACAAACCCCAGGGUUGUUCGACAUGUAUAAGGAUCGGAUCCGACCUAAGUCCGAACCCGUCCCAUUCCUACGGGCAAGUACGGGUCUGAGGCGAUUCCUGGAAGAAGAGAAGAGGAUUUACAUCCAAAACGAGAGCUUUUUAGUUUGUAAGCUAUGUAAGUUGCUGAUGAUGGCUAGGAAUCGAGUGAUUAGCGCAGGUAAAUUGUUGGAGGCCAAGAGGGAAUUCGGGUUCCCAAAUGAUUUCUUAGUGAAUCUGGUUCCCAGAUUCCCGGAAUAUUUCAGGUUGUUAGCUGGUAGUGAGGGGAAAGCGUUCUUGGAAUUGGUGACUUGGAAUUGAGGAUUUUGCAAAAUCAGUGAUCGAACAGAGAGCUGAGGAAAAAUCAAGGUUAACUGGGAUAAGGGUGAUGCCAGCAUUUGAUUGGAUCCUUCCACCGGGCUUCUUCUUAAAAAGGGAAAUGAGGGAAUGGGUGAGGGAUUGGAUGGAACAGUGUUCGAGAGAUAUGGAGAAGAGAACAGUGGGUGUGUUCCACGAACUGCUUUCCCUAUCUAUUCACAAGAGGGUUUCAAUUCCAGUUCUAGGGAAGUUUGGGGAGGAGUACAGGUUUUCAAACGCAUUCCCCAACGUGUUCGCGAGGCAUCCAGGGCUGUUUUACGUGUCAUUGAAGGGAGGGAUCAAGACGGCUAUGCUCAGGGAAGCUUACAAGGGUGAUCAGCUCGUUGACCGGGACCCAAUGCUUGAGAUCAAGGAUAAGUUUAUUGAGCUACUGCUUUCUUGAUGACUCAAGUGUGUCUUUGUUUUGUUUUUUCAAGGGAUAGAGGUUGUGUCGUGCAUUCACUGCAUAGCAGGGAUCGAUACUGAGCUGCAUUGCUAGCAACAACGCCUUUCUCUUCCUUGUUUGGUAGCCCAAUGACUGACACUAGCUCUCUCACUUAGAAGAAGAAAUCAAAGAAGGGCCUCUGUUCGUUGUUGAUUUCGUUCUCACUUUGCAGGAUACUCUGAAGAUAUCCUUCUGCCAUCUCAUGAUUUACGUGAUAGGAUACUCUGAGUUUUACCUCUGGGAAUAAAAGAAAACUUGUUGCUAAAAAUAGGUCAAUGGGAUGAUCAGGCUCUCCUUCGACAGAUACGUGACCGUCUUCAAUGGUGAUUACAUGAGCUUUACCAAGUAUCUUGGCCGAAUCAUCUCACUGCCCGAGUUUUAAGGACAGUUUCCAGUGAAGGAGUAACCAAGUCCCCUGAUUUAUUUGGGCCUGAUUCAAUGGCAGAAAUUUCCUCCUCAAUAAU